Planococcus citri (citrus mealybug) is the source of this 1743-nucleotide messenger RNA. RefSeq lists its product as uncharacterized. NCBI's taxonomy places the organism in Eukaryota, Metazoa, Arthropoda, Insecta, Hemiptera, Pseudococcidae. The record is from RefSeq and is a predicted model, not a curated record. The transcript is spliced from 7 exons. The coding region runs from base 191 to 1699 and encodes 502 amino acids.
CUUGAUCGAAAACUACGUAAUAUCAAGAUACACUUUGUGAACGAUUCCUAUUGAGCUGCAUUUUUACCUAUUCAAGCCUCAUCAGAAAAUCUAGUUACUGAAAUUCGUCUAAAACUUUGGACAAAAAAACAACAUCUUCGCUAUCCUUUCUUCAAGCUGUACUAAAAAGUGAAUCAAAUUCAUUGAUAAAAUGGAAGAAAUCUUUCAGUUUCUACGUCUGCUGGCUGUUUACUCUUUGAUCUCCUCAGUUCGUUCGGAUCCAACAGAAAAACCUCUAAUUUUUCAAACCAAAACGCUAGAAAUAUAUCCUGACUGGGAAAGUUUAUCAAUACAAGUAAAUAGUGGACCUUACGCAUUUGCUUGCCCUGCUAAAGGAGGCGAUGAAGAAUUAUUCAACCAGAGAAGAUCUCUAGAUAAUAAAUCGGUGUUUGUACGAUACUAUUCUGCACUCAAAGAAAAUCAUAUGGGAGACAUUUUAUGUAAAAAAUAUCUCAAGCUGGCAGUUGUGGUUCGUACUACGGAGGCAGACAAGAAAGAGAAACUCGUAGAAUUUGGAUACGAGGUUUACAUCGAUACAUCCCAAUUCAAGCAAGAGUUUAAUACAUCUGAUUUCAAUCAAUUUGGCAGGCUUCUGCCACCUACGAGUCCGUUUAAUCGAGCCUUGAGUUUCAUGGCUAAUUCGAACAAUGCUCCUACAAUGGAUAAAAAGGAACAAACCAAUAUUGGUAGCAAGACAGUAAGCCAAACGCUGGAUUUCAUAUGGUUCUCGAGAGCAGUACUGAAAUAUAAUUUUGACACUUGGAAUGUGGAAAAGUUGACUUAUUUCAUAACUCCCGAUGUUGAUCAAUUAGAUGCAAUGUGCACGGAUAACGAAUUAGGGGCAAAUUUCUUCGACAAGAACGAACCCAACAGAUUUUAUUGGCUUAGCGCUCAGGAGAGAAUUUUCAAGGAGGUAAUUUUACCGAAAGACCUAUUGAAGGAUGGAGGUGAAUGUAAGAUAGCGCAGAAUUGUGUGAAACAAUAUAAUUUAUUGUGGUCUUACCAGUAUCGAUCUGCACUUACGAGAUCAUUCUCGUGUUCAGAGCUGACAACGAUUCCUGUUUGGUACGAAACGGCCAAAGAACCUCUUAAUUAUUCAGAAAAAUUUCUAAUCGCUGGGGCUAAAGUCACCAAGAGAGAGCUAAAAAUCAUAGCCGGUACCCACGAAAUACUCAAAUUCCCCUCGAAAAAAUAUGACAACGACCAAGAGAUGUAUUUACAAAUAUCUAAAACAACCAACAAAAUUCCAAUACCCAAACUUAUCUAUAAAAUAGUCAGAUACAAUUCGCACGAAUGCAUUGGUGAGGAUGAAGAAAAUAUAUGUUGGUUUGAUAUGGUCAUCGUGAUCCAUAAUCAACCCGAAGUCUUACCAACAGAUAUAAUCUGUGAAGAUAAAUCAGAAGAGUGGGGCUGGGAAAGCAUUCGUUUCAUGAGCACAACUAACAAGAAUGUGGAUGAAAAAUCAAAGUUUAUUUACGUUUGCGAACUGAAUGAAACAUUAGGAAAGAAAUUAGGUUAUGUGAGUGAUACACGAAAGGGGGACUUGAAAUUGAAUUAUUUUCCUUACUACAAUGAAGGUGAAAAAAAAUUAGAAUUUGUAGAUGGGAUGAAGAAAGAUUUUGAAGAAAAAAUGAGAGAUUUGUUUGAACAGAGCUCAUAGAGAGGUGAAUAAUGGUUGGACAAAUUGUGAGUACUUAUAAUAUA